UACUCAGAGUCGAGUUUUGGAACCCUGAAGGUGAUUGAAAACUUGAAUGCUGAACGCGACCAUUAUCGGGUAUUAUUGAAAUAAUCGGAGAGAUAUAGCGAAUUCAUGAUAAGGUGCGCAUAAAAGAAAAUGGCAUUGUUCCGGGCAUUGCCUGCCGGAAUCGGCGCGACGUCCAAGAUUAUUUCAAAGAGCGUUCCGGCCGUGUUUUAUCACGCAAACGUAAUAGAUCACUAUGAAAAUCCUAGAAAUGUUGGUUCCUUGGAUAAAAAUGAUGAUCAUGUUGGGACAGGUCUUGUAGGAGCACCAGCUUGUGGUGAUGUGAUGAAACUUCAGAUUAAAGUCGAUGAAGAUGGUAAGAUAAUUGAUGCAAAAUUCAAGACUUUUGGUUGUGGUUCCGCUAUUGCUUCAAGUUCUUUAGCAACGGAAUGGGUUAAAGGAAAAACGGUGGACGAAGCAUUGGCAUUAAAAAAUACUGACAUUGCAAAAGAGCUUUGCCUUCCGCCCGUCAAGCUACACUGUUCGAUGCUUGCCGAGGAUGCAAUUAAGGCUGCUCUGUCAGAUUACCGCAUCAAACAACAGUCAAAGAUUGAAGAGACGAAGUAAUGAAAUUCGAAUCCAUAUAAUAGUUGCUUUCCAUUUAUACAGAAAUGAAACUGAAUUUGAAGUGAGCUAUUUCAUACUCAGAUUAAUGAUGUCAUUAUUUGUUUACUUUGGUUAAAAAGUUAUCACAUGAUAAUACUGGUUCAUAACUUUACAUUUAAAAUGAAUUUAUGAGACUCGCUAAAGCACACGGUCUCUUAUGUAGAUUAUAUGCAAAAACUCAGUUAAAUCUCACUUGCAAAAUGCAAAAGGAACGCGAAUUCAAUUGAGUUAUGAUAUCACAAGUAAGAAUUGUCAGAGAAUCAAUGUAAAUGGAAAGCAACUAAUAUAUAUGUUUAUAUCGAAAUAUAUGUAUAACUCGUAAAACUCGUGCUUUAUGAAUAAGCGCGUAUUUUUUAGUCUUUCUCCGUAAUGAUGAAUAGAAAAAUAUAAUAUUGUGAUAACAGCAUUAGCCAACAACGAUCUACUUGAAAAUAUAAUAUAUAUGUAUAUAAAGAA
Acromyrmex echinatior (Panamanian leafcutter ant) is the source of this 1098-nucleotide messenger RNA. RefSeq names its product Iron-sulfur cluster assembly enzyme (gene IscU). The record is from RefSeq and is a predicted model, not a curated record. Gene Ontology annotation, molecular function: iron-sulfur cluster binding; iron ion binding. Gene Ontology annotation, biological process: iron-sulfur cluster assembly. NCBI's taxonomy places the organism in Eukaryota, Metazoa, Arthropoda, Insecta, Hymenoptera, Formicidae.